CAAGCCUCCAGAAGUUUAAAUAGAUAAACUUGACCAACGCGAUGCCUGAUAGUUAGUUUCUCUUUUAAUGUUAUUAACGGUUUUCUCCCUUUUAUGCGUAAAUUGCUUUACAGACAAAAGGUUUAAGUAAUAGAAAGGCUGAAACCUGCUCCUGUCACGUCAAAUGGUUAAACGAGAUUCCCAUAUUGGACUCAAUGUGAAGCUCCACAGCCAGAAAUGAACAAGCUUUCACUGGGAGAUAAAACUGCUUCAAGUGGGCUGAACCGCUGGGUGGACCCAUCCUUCACUGAUCUUCCCGUGGAAAACUUCUCUGUCUCUGGAAGGAAGAAACCAUGUCCGUUUUCAGGAUUUAAGCCUGAGCCCAAGAGACCGAGGAAAAGAAAAGGAGAGACCACCGGUUCAGACUCCCAUUCGCACUUUCUGCUCAAAGACUCGGUUCAGGAUGAGUGUGAUGAGCCAUGGGUGGACAAACAUGCACCGCGCUCACAGGCUGAGCUCGCCGUCCACAAAAAGAAGAUCGAGGAAGUGGAGAACUGGAUGAGAGUCCACACGAACACGUCAAAGGGUGGCAUCCUGCUGUUGACAGGACCGUCAGGGAGUGGGAAGACGGCUACAGUUCAGGUGUUGAGCCAGGAACUAGGCCUCCGGGUUCAGGAGUGGACGAACCCCACUGGCCUGGAACUGUACAGCUGCAGCCAGUGUCGUAUUUCAGAGUGGGCGGUGAACGGUUACAGCUCCCAGUCGACCCAGUUCCAGGAGUUUCUCCUCAGGGCCAAUAAGUACAACUGCCUUCAGAUGUCUGGUGAUGGAAGAGCAUCAGACAGGAAACUCAUACUAGUAGAGGAUUUUCCAAACCUAUUCUUCAGACAGCCGAGCAGCCUGCACAACAUCCUCAGGCAUUUUGUGAAGACGCGUCGAUGCCCGUUGGUGUUCAUAGUGUCAGACAGUUUAAGUGGAGACAGCAGCUCACGCUCCCUUUUCCCCAGAGACGUCCAGGAGGAGCUGGACAUCACCAAUAUCAGUUUUAACCCCGUUGCUCCGACCACAAUGAUAAAGGUCCUGACUCGUAUUUCAGCCCUGGAGGCAGCGAAGAGCUGUGGGAGGAUGUGUGUUCCUGACCAGGCGCUGCUGGAGUCGCUGGGUUCUGGAAGCUCUGGAGAUAUUCGCAGCGCCAUCAACAGUCUGCAGUUCUCUUCUCACCCAGACUCAUCUUUGGAAAAGGGGCUUUGGAGGAUGAAGAAGGACCGAGGUGGGGGCACACAGACGUCACAGGGGAAGACUCUGUCUAGAAAAACCCAGAAGAAGAAGAAGUCUAAGCAGAUGAAAGAGCAGGAAGAAGAACAGGCAAUCGGAGGCAAAGAUGCGUCUCUGUUCCUGUUCAGAGCGCUGGGGAAGAUCCUGCACUGCAAACGUCAGAGUCAUGAAGAGGCUGAAGGAGCUGACGGUGCCUCUGGACCUGGUUUACCUCCACACCUCUCAGAACAUCACAGACAAGCUUUACUUGUCGAUCCUGAGCUGGUUGUGGAGCGCUCGCAUAUGUCCGGAGAGUUCUUCAACCUGUACCUCCAUCAGAACUACAUGGACUUCUUCUCUGAGGUGGAGGAUGUGGUGAGAGCCAGCGAGUAUCUGUCAGAUGCCGACCUCCUCACUGCUGAUUGGACAAGCCGCAGCGUCAUGUGGGAUUAUGGGUCUUCAGUGGCCACCAGAGGGCUCCUUCACUCCAACUCUCAACAGGUGACCGUGGGAUUCAGACCGCUUCACAAACCCAACUGGCUCCAGGUCAACAAGAAGCACCGGGAGAACUGUCAGGCAGCAGCGUCGCUGUUCAGGAGCUUCUGUCUGACACCCAUCAGCCUCCAGACUGAACUGCUGCCUUACCUGGCCAAGCUCACCAACCCCAUGAGGAACCAAGCUCAGAUCGCCUUUAUCCAGGAUGUGGGUCAGUUGUCGCUGAGGAGGUUUCCCGGCAGAUUAAAACUGGAGGCUCUGACAGACAAAGACCCAGGCCAGCUGCUUUUAGACAGCGAAGAGGAACAGGAGAAGAAGAAGAAGGAGGAGGAGGAGGAAGGCCAGGGGGCAUCUGAGGAUGGUCUACUACCCAGUCAGCCCCAACCCACCGCUAACCAGGUCCUGCUGGAGGACGACGACCUGAACAUCGAGGAAUACGACAGCGACUGACUGACACCAGACACUUUACUGUGAUACUGUGACACUUCCUGUUGCAUUUCUGUGAUUCUUUUCUCUGGUUAGAGGAUGAUUAUCGCCAUGUGGAUUAACAAAAUAAUAUCACAGACCAGAUUUGGAACCAAGGAGAUGCCUUCUGUUACAAAAACACACACUAAUCUGUUGAACAUUGGUGAUUGAUAUUUUCCAAAGAAUCUGAAACUGUGGAAGCACAUUCAUGAAAGAAAGAACACAUCGGACACUUUAUCUCAUAAUUACACGAUCCUCACGUCAGAAUUCUUGAGCAAAACUUGAGCUGAGUAAUUAAAAUUGUCACAUAACAUGGAAUCUAUAAAAAAAAAAAAAAAACUUGAAGAUUUUAUGUCAGUGGGUCAUAUGACAUAGAAACUAGUGAAAAAAUUAUAUUUUCUUUAAAAAUGUGACUUUAAAUAUAAGAAGAAUUAAAAUACAGUCGAAGGAGAUGCAUCUAAUUUGUUGUGUGUUGGAAAAAUAUGUGAUGGAAACACUGCACUUCUGUUCCAGCGGAAUCAGAGAAUUCACAUGAACUUCAAAAAUUAAUAACCGAUAUUACUAUACUGAAUAAAUAUGAUGCAUAUCUCUACAUUUGUUUUUAAUACUUCUUUUAUUUAAGUAUUUUUUAUAACAAAAAGCAUUUAUUUUCAGUAGUUUCCAUGUCAUGUGACCCAGUGACUCAAGGUCGGAAAUUGUUUCAUUACAUUAAAAACACAAGACACUGUUUUAUUGUGGUGUUUCUUCUGUUAUACAUCAUGUUUAUUUAAAAAUUAGCUUUUUUUUUUUUUUUUUUAGAUUGCAUGGUAUGUGAGGAUGGUCAAGUACGAGGCUUCCCAGUCUUUUCUUGUAAUUUGGAGAGAAUUAUUAGAAAAGAAUCUCAUAAUGUUGAGACGUGGCUGCUGCUAAAGUUGUUUGUGCUUCUGUAGUUCCUCAUACAGAUGAUUAUGAGAAUAUUUGUGUUCUACUCACUGAGCUUUGAUCAGAUAUGGAUUUGACCUUUCCUCAGAUUGAUAAAUGUGUGAUUUAUGAAAUAGUCAAAGUGCCACCUCUAGUUUGACUCUACCAGGUUAAAGACUGUCAGUAUUUAUUUGUUUUCUGUGCAGCUUCUGAACUGUUUUUUUUUUGUUAAUUUUCUGCAUCUUUUUGUUGUUUGAGUAAGAGAAGCCUGGAGAGCUUUAAUGGAGAGUUCUUUUGGAACCUUAUUUUGUGUUAUCUGAAACAUAAUAAAUAUUACAUUAAGUACUUAUUUUGAGUACAUAUCCUUUUUUUUAUUUUUAUUUCUUAUAAAUGGUUAAAUUAAAAGCAGGUUAUUCCUC
Sphaeramia orbicularis (orbiculate cardinalfish) is the source of this 3512-nucleotide messenger RNA. It is a transcript of the gene rad17, whose product is annotated as RAD17 checkpoint clamp loader component. The record is from RefSeq and is a predicted model, not a curated record. Gene Ontology annotation, molecular function: ATP hydrolysis activity; chromatin binding; DNA clamp loader activity. Bases 217 to 2178 code for a protein of 653 amino acids. Gene Ontology annotation, biological process: DNA damage checkpoint signaling; mitotic DNA replication checkpoint signaling; DNA repair. Lineage: Eukaryota; Metazoa; Chordata; Actinopteri; Kurtiformes; Apogonidae. The transcript is spliced from 17 exons. Gene Ontology annotation, cellular component: nucleus; Rad17 RFC-like complex.